AUGGCCAACAAGGCGCUCGUUUUCAAGGAGAUCCCUCAGGGAUACCCCGUUCCUGGCCAGCACUUGACCGUCGUGCCCGCCACGUAUGACGCCAACGUUGCCGCUCCCGCCAAUGGUGUCGUGAUCCAGUCCCUCUACACCAGCUUCGACCCAUAUAUGCGCGGCCGCAUGCGCCCCGCCGAGGUCAAGUCUUACGGUCCAGUCUUCGAGCUCAACGAGGCCAUCGACAGUGCCAGCAUUGCCAAGGUCCUCCGUUCCAACAAUGCUUCCUACAAGGAGGGUGACCUCGUGAUUGGCCACGUGCCAAUCCAGGAGUACAUUUCGCUCGAUGGCCAGAACCUGCAGCGCAUUCGCAAGCUGGAGAACUCUCUAGGCAUCGAGGAUAUUCGUGUCUUCCUAGGCGCUCUUGGCAUGCCCGGUCUAGCCGCGUACUCUUCGCUGUACGCGAUCGGUAAGCCCAAGAAGGGCGAGACUAUCUUUGUCUCCGCUGCUAGCGGUGCCGUCGGCCAGAUCGUUGGCCAGCUCGCCAAGAACGAGGGUCUGCGCGUCAUUGGCUCCGUCGGCUCCGAAGAGAAGCUCAACUUCAUAAUCAAGGAGCUUGGUUUCGACGGCGGCUUCAACUACAAGAACGAGAAGCCUGCCGAUGCGCUGGCUCGUCUUGCCCCCGAGGGUAUCGAUAUCUACUACGAGAACGUCGGCGGUGAGCACCUCGAGGCUGCUCUGGACGCGAUGCAGGACUUCGGUCGUGUCGUCGUUAGCGGUCUGAUCUCCCAGUACAACUCCGCUUACAACCCCAUCAAGAACAUCCACAACGUGAUAUUCAAGCGUAUCACGAUGCGCGGUUUUAUCGUCAGUGACCCCGACAUGGGUCCCCUUUACGCUAAGGAGCACCAAGAGCGGGCGCAGAAGUGGAUCAAGGAGGGCUCGUUCAAGGUGCUCAUUCACGAGACUGUCGGUAUUGACAACUCGGCAGAGGGUCUGGUCGGUAUUUUCUACGGCAAGAAUAAGGGCAAGGCCGUCUUGAAGUUCUAA
Penicillium argentinense is the source of this 1032-nucleotide messenger RNA. Its product is annotated as MDR family NADP-dependent oxidoreductase. The transcript has a single exon. The coding region runs from base 1 to 1032 and encodes 343 amino acids. Lineage: Eukaryota; Fungi; Ascomycota; Eurotiomycetes; Eurotiales; Aspergillaceae. Gene Ontology annotation, molecular function: oxidoreductase activity, acting on the CH-CH group of donors, NAD or NADP as acceptor. The record is from RefSeq and is a predicted model, not a curated record.